AUGAGUCCCAAACUUGCAAUAGUCACCGGUGCUAAUAAAGGCAUAGGCUUUGCUAUCGUUCGCGGUCUCUGCAAGCGUUUCGACGGAGUCGUUUAUUUGACAUCGCGCGAUGAAGAACGCGGCAAAACGGCGGUGUUGGAGCUCAACAAAGAGGGCCUUAACCCGAAAUACCACCAACUGGAUAUAACAGACUCUAAAAGCUUGGAAGUAUUUCGUGAUUACAUCAAAGAGAAAUAUGGUGGAAUUGAUGUCUUGGUGAAUAAUGCUGCUAUUGCAUUCAAGACAAAUGCGACUGAACCCGUGGCAGUGCAAGCGGCGGAAACUCUAAGAGUGAAUUAUUUCGCCGUGCUUGCGACUUGCGAAAUUCUAUUCCCACUACUCAGGAACGGUGCUAGGGUUGUUAAUAUCUCUAGUUCCUGCGGUCACUUGAGUAAUAUUCCCAGCGAGAGUUUAAGGAACCAACUCAAAGAUCCUAAACUUACAAUUCCCGAGCUCUCCACUUUAAUGAAUAAGUAUAUUAAAGAGGCCAAACAGGGAACACAGAGCGCUGAGUGGGGCAAUUCCUCAUAUAAUGUAUCCAAAGUUGGAUUGACUGCAUUGACUAUGAUUCAGCAACGCUUGUUGAGUGAUAGAGACAUCAAAGUGAAUGCGGUUCAUCCAGGAUAUGUCGAUACAGACAUGACAUCACACAAAGGUCCAUUGUCAAUAUAUGAGGGAGCAGCUGCACCACUUUUCCUUGCAUUAGAUGCCCCUGAUACAGUCCGAGGUCAAUAUGUUUGGUACGACAAAAGGAUUGUGAACUGGGAUGGGCAGAGGCCA
This is a messenger RNA of Iphiclides podalirius (scarce swallowtail), 819 nucleotides long. Lineage: Eukaryota; Metazoa; Arthropoda; Insecta; Lepidoptera; Papilionidae. The record is from the annotation of a GenBank genome assembly.